AUGUAUGCAAACGGACCACCUAUCACUCCUGAUGCUCCUCGUCGAAAAGAUUCAGCUUUGGGUCAACUAUUAUGUAUAGGUUGCACGAUAUUUGUUCUAUUCUUAGUAGCAGCUACUAUUGUUCUUGCAUUGAUACCACUUUAUUUACCAAAAAAAACUGUAACACCAAGUGAAUAUAGUCAAUAUUAUUAUGCCACUGGUGAUUAUAGUGGUUCAUUAGGUAAUGAUGGGCCAUUAAGUCCAGCAGCACGUCAAAAUAUUACACGAGCGAUGGAAGAUAAACUUGGCUUACCACCUGAUUCAGUUGAUAUGGAUUCAGCUUCAGUUGCAUCAACAUCAAGUGAACGUAAACGACGAGGAUAUGAUGUUGCAAGAUUUCGUCGUUAUAGACCAUCACGUAGAUUACAACGACUUUAUAUGAGUUUUCGACUACGUCGUAGAAGAUGUUUUGAAUGUUCACUACGUUUUAGAAUCUUUAGUAUAAGUUAUACAUUUGAGAUCGAUGGAAUGGUAUUUACAUUGGUUAUUACUAUAAAUAUUCGUGUAAUAGGUUUUACAAUGCCACCAACCCUUCCUCCUCUUACUUCAACAAUUCAAACGAAUACAACUACAACAACAUACUUUAAUAUGUCUUAUACUACAAAUGUAAUCGGUUAA
Rotaria sordida is the source of this 657-nucleotide messenger RNA. The record is from the annotation of a GenBank genome assembly. NCBI's taxonomy places the organism in Eukaryota, Metazoa, Rotifera, Eurotatoria, Philodinida, Philodinidae.